AACAAUUCUGCCCUUCUGCCCUGUUAUUGUUUAUACGCGAAAACCAUUGCGUCAUUAAAGUUUAAAUAUAGUAAAUAAAAUAGUAUGCAUACAUACUGAGGGAGGUGUCUGAAGCGUGUUUGCAGAAAUUAGUGACAAGAUAAGGAGGUUGAUUUUAGAUUAAAUCAGGGGCAAAACAGUUUCCAGUUGAUAUUUGUAACAGCAUGAUGUUAAAAAAUAUAGUGAAAGCCAGUGUUAGUUUUUCGUUAAGACCUGGAAAUAUAACAAAUUUGCAAAAUCAUGCUAUUUGCUCAUCGGGUUUUUCUGUGCUGACUAGGCGAAAUGUGGGCUUACAACAUGGACAAUCCGAUCCAUCGUAUGCCGGCACAAUGGCAGAGGUGAAGACCAAAAUAAUGGAACGCUUGGGUUUGGAGCAAGGUUAUACACCAAUACCAAAACAUAGAGAACACCUGCUUAAAUAUGAACCUAAACUGAGUGACUUGGUGCCACGUUCUAUGCAAGAUUCUUUCACCUCGGCCAUUCUACCAUUGUCCUCUGAUAAAUCUCUGCAAGAUAAGUAUGUAGCCUUUUUGGGUCAUGUACGCAUGGGACGCUUAAUGGAAGACAUGGAUAUGUUUGCAGUGUGGGUUUGUCAUCAACAUGUUAAGAUGAACAAUCUUCCGGAAAAUGUGCCUCUUCCCUAUACAUUUGUCACUAUACUGGUAGAUAAGAUAACAUUCAGCGAUUUCCGAACAAAGGCCACCGAGGAUAUACGUUUGUCUGGCCAUGUAUCCUGGGUGGGCAAAAGUUCCAUGGAAAUUGUUGUUUGGCUAGAGCAAAUGGAAGGCGGAGUUUGGCAUAAAAUCACCAGAGCUUUGUUCCUUAUGGCCGCACGUAAUGCCACCAACACAAGUGCUUCACCGGUAAAUCCCAUUGAACCGGCCAAUGAAGAGGAAAAGAAAAUUUUAGAUGGCGGUGUAUUGCGUAAAAAACGUAGGCAACUUUUGCAAGCAUCUUCCAUAUUUAAGUGCGAGCCAAAUGAUUAUGAGCAAUCGCUUAUGUAUGACCUGUACAAAAGGACAACACCACAAACUACCAUGGAACUAAAUGUACGAGUUCUACCGCCCAAUUGCCGUUGGAUGUCGGAUUCAUCGGUGACCAAUACUAUGGCUUCAUUUCCGGAAAAUCGCAAUGCUCACAAUAAGGUUUUUGGCGGCUUUCUAAUGCGCAAUGCCUUGGAGAUAAGCUGGGUGGGUGCAAAUCUCUAUUGUAAAAGUCGUCCUAAACUGGAACACAUUUGUGACAUUAGUUUCGAGAAACCUGUAAGUGUGAACUCCUUUAUAAAGAUGACCGCCUAUGUGGUGUAUACCGAGGUGAAUUAUGUGCAAAUGAUGACAGUGGCCGAUGUUAUUGAUUCCGGUACGGGAGACCAAUUGACUUCGAAUGUGUUCUACUACACCUUUGCGGCACAGGAUGAAGUACCAGAAGUUUUGCCCAGAUCAUAUCAUGAAACCAUGUGGUACAUUCAAGGACGUCGUAAAUUCAAAUAUGCUUUGGGUUUGGAAUAGGCCAUUUAAAGGCUAAAGUUACUUUGCUAAACAAACACAUACACACACACACACACAUUGAUAUUACAACAAACCUUUAUGAGAAGCAGUAAAAGUAUUAAUCCUUGUCGAAUCUUGUUUUUUUUUUUGUAAUUGGUAUUAAAAUUUAUUUAUUUUGUUUGAAUAUGAAACUUGAAAGAUGUCUAGAAAAAUUUACUCAUGUCUUAAUUCCGAUUCAUUAAUGUGUAGUAAAUGUUCCAAUGUAAAUUAGCCACAUAUGGAAGCUAUUAAAAUAAAUAGGAAUUUAGUUUACUGUAUGUAUGUUUGCCACACCAGAAUUUAUUUUGUAUAAAUUAUAAAAAUCGAUAUUAUUUUCUUAUUUUUCUCUUUAAGAGAAGGUACUUAAUGGUUUAACUAAUGUAAUAACCUAAUUGCAAACCAAAUGUUCGAAAAAUGAUUGUUACUAAAAUACAAAUCUAAUGGAAUCAUGUAAA
Messenger RNA from Stomoxys calcitrans (stable fly), 2020 nucleotides. Its product is annotated as acyl-coenzyme A thioesterase 9, mitochondrial. The coding region runs from base 204 to 1547 and encodes 447 amino acids. The transcript is spliced from 4 exons. Lineage: Eukaryota; Metazoa; Arthropoda; Insecta; Diptera; Muscidae. The record is from RefSeq and is a predicted model, not a curated record. Gene Ontology annotation, molecular function: fatty acyl-CoA hydrolase activity. Gene Ontology annotation, biological process: acyl-CoA metabolic process. Gene Ontology annotation, cellular component: mitochondrion.